AGCGGGAAGCGGAUCUUUGCAGGAAUUUCAGCCCAGGAAGGCUUCAGUUCUUUCCAAAAGAGCAGCGAGAAAAAUAGAGAGACAGGGAAAGAAUAAACGACACGUGUCUUUUAAAGCCGCUAAUGGAAGAUUCCCCGAGGCGACCAAUCAAGCUGGCAAUCCUCCUGCUUCACUUCUUGACAGGUUCCUCUCCUCGACGGAGUUGUCAGCCCAGGCAUCUCUGUUUCGGCGCUGGGGGGCUGACGGCCGCCGGCAGGAGGGGACAGCGGGACACGGCCAGGACUCCACCGAGACCCGGCGUGGCCCCAGCUGGGAGACCCGGCAUUCCUCCUCGCUCUUCCACACUCUCUUCUCCCCAGCUGUUUGCUGAGACGGGUACCACACCACCUUCCUCGGCUUUUGAUGCUGAAUCAGGAUCGUUUUAACUAAAGAUGGAAACACUGGAGUCAGAAUUGACCUGCCCAAUCUGCCUGGAGUUAUUCGAAGACCCUCUCCUGCUGCCGUGCGCCCACAGCCUCUGCUUCAGCUGCGCCCACCGCGUCCUGGUCUCCAGCUGCUCCUCCAGCGAGUCCAUCGAGCCCAUCACCGCCUUCCAGUGCCCCACGUGCCGCUAUGUCAUCUCCCUCAACCACCGGGGCCUGGAGGGCCUCAAGAGGAAUGUGACCCUGCAAAACAUCAUCGACCGCUUCCAGAAGGCGUCCCUGAGCAGCCCCAACUCCCCCAGCGAGAGCCGCCGCGAGAGGACCUACCGCAACAGCCCUACCAUGUCCGUGGCCGGCGAGCGGAUCGCCUGCCAGUUCUGCGAGCAGGAUCCCCCGCGGGACGCGGUGAAGACCUGCAUCACCUGCGAGGUCUCCUACUGCGACCGCUGCCUGCGGGCCACCCACCCCAACAAGAAGCCCUUCACCAGCCACCGGCUGGUGGAGCCCGUGCCCGACGCGCACUUCCGAGGACUCACGUGUCUGGAGCACGAGAACGAGAAGGUGAACAUGUACUGUGUUGCUGACGACCAGCUCAUCUGUGCCUUAUGUAAACUGGUGGGCCGCCACCGGGACCACCAAGUGGCAUCCCUCAGUGAUCGCUUUGAAAAGCUGAAGCAAACCCUGGAGACGAAUCUCACCAACCUGGUUAAACGCAACAGUGAACUGGAGAACCAGAUGGCCAAGCUGAUACAGAUCUGCCAGCAAGUGGAGGUGAACACGGCCAUGCACGAGGCCAAGCUGAUGGAGGAGUGCGACGAGCUCAUGGAGAUCAUCCGCCAGCGCAAGCAGGUCAUUGCCGUCAAGAUCAAGGAGACAAAGGUGAUGAAGCUGCGGAAGCUGGCCCAGCAGGUCGCCAACUGCCGGCAGUGCCUCGAGCGCUCGACGGUGCUCAUCAACCAGGCGGAGCACAUCCUGAAGGAGAAUGACCACGCGCGGUUCCUGCAGACAGCCAGGAACGUGGCUGAGAGGGUCGCCAUGGCAACCGCAUCCUCUCAAGUUCUGAUACCAGAUAUCAAUUUUAAUGACGCCUUUGAAAACUUCGCUUUAGAUUUUUCCAGAGAAAAGAAGCUGCUGGAGGGGCUGGACUACCUGACCGCGCCGAACCCGCCGUCUGUGCGGGAGGAGCUUUGCACGGCCUCCCACGACACCAUCACCGUCCACUGGAUCUCGGAGGACGAGUUCAGCGUCAGCUCCUACGAGCUGCAGUACACCAUCUUCACCGGCCAAGCCAACUUCAUCAGUCUCUACAACUCCAUGGACAGCUGGAUGAUCGUCCCCAACAUCAAGCAGAACCACUACACCGUCCACGGGCUCCAGAGCGGCACCCGCUACAUCUUCCUCGUCAAGGCCAUAAACCAGGCGGGCAGCCGGAACAGCGAGCCCGCCCGGCUCAAGACCAACAGUCAGCCUUUUAAGCUCGACCCCAAGAUGGCUCACAAGAAGUUGAAGAUCUCCAACGACGGGCUGCAGAUGGAGAAGGACGAGAGCUCCUUGAAGAAGAGCCACACGCCCGAGAGGUUCAGUGGGACAGGCUGCUACGGCGCGGCGGGCAACGUCUUCAUCGACAGCGGCUGCCACUACUGGGAGGUGGUGGUGGGAUCCUCGACCUGGUACGCCAUCGGCGUGGCUUACAAGUCGGCCCCCAAGAACGAGUGGAUCGGGAAGAACUCCUCCUCUUGGGUCUUCUCCCGCUGCAACAACAACUUUGUGGUGAGGCACAACAACAAGGAGAUGCUGGUAGAGGUCCACCCGCAGAUGAAGCGCCUCGGCGUCCUCCUGGAUUAUGACAACAACGCGCUCUCCUUCUACGACCCGGCCAACUCCCUCCACCUCCACACCUUCGAAGUCUCCUUCAUCCUACCGGUGUGUCCCACCUUCACCAUCUGGAACAAAUCCUUGAUGAUCCUCUCGGGUCUGCCCGCCCCGGACUUCAUAGAUUACCCAGAGCAGCAGGAGUGUAACUGCAGGCCCCAGGAGUCCCCGUACGUAUCAGGGAUGAAAGCCUGUCACUAGGCUGCCCUUGCCCUGCCGUGCCCCGUGGGGGCACCAGCCAUGCUGGCAGGUGUCGGAGUCGGCCACCGGGAGCCUACGGAGCCAAGCCCGAAGCCACCCCGCAGCCGUAACGCUCCAACCAGCGAGCACCUUCCCACACACAGCUCAGUUAUUUUUUUUAAGGGGAGAGAGGAGGAACCUCUAACCACGGCUGAGAAUAAACUCCUGCUGGCGAGCUCCGCUUGUGUGCGAGUGCGGCUUGUGCAACUCCUUGCUGGUGUGCUCCCAUCUCUCCCGAAGCAGGUUGUCCCUGGAUGGUUCUGUCUUCCCCUUGGGGCUGGAAAGGCUGGGGCGGGUUUUCAGGUGACCUUCUGAGGCGCUGCUGUGGUCAGGGGACGUGUCGUGCAUCCCCAUGAGGCGCAGGUGGCAGCAGGAGGGGUUGGCUUUCUGGAGCCCGUUGGUAGCUUGUCUGGAGAGCCAGGUGGGACCCGAGCAUCGCUGCCUGGGGAGGGCGUUCGCUUUGGCUGAAGUUCAGCAGCUUCUCUGAUGCAGCAGAUAAUCGCAUGGACCCCUUGCACUUGGCGAGCGCUGGCGGUGGUUGUGUGGUGGGUGAUGGUUGUGCGGUGGGUGGUGGUUGGGUGGAUGGUCUGUGAGAGCGCAGGCGGUGCUGAGAAGGCUGGUGUCACUGCCUGUCCCAGCCGUGUGCCGCUGCUGGCCGUGUUCCCUCUGCUCGGCGGGGGUUGCAGUCCCACCAUGGAGGGCAGCCAGCCGCAGACCCUGACCCACCGCGUCUCCUGACCCCACCGUGUCUCCUGCUUCAGGAGCUCACCAGGAGUCUGGGAGCCCCCCAUCCUUCAGGACCAAGCCAAGGAGCGUCUCGCCCCUGGCCCAGAGGUUGGCAGAUGCUCCUGCCCAAGGCAGGGUCCAGCCGGCUGUGCCCCACCACGUGCGGCUCUGUGUAGGCCUCCGUUAGUUCCAUGCCUGGUGUCCCUGCAGAAAAAGCAUGUCUUCCCAUGCUGAGCAGAUGAUCAAGUCCUGCCCAAAGACUCAUCUCUGUGCUUUAUGGCCCCGAAUCUCAAUUUGUGACCCCAAAUCUUGGCUCUUGGUUUGUUCUCCCCCACGGUGGUGUGAGCGUGGGGCCGUCUUGUUUGCUCUGUGGCAAAGGACUGAAUUCAUCCCAGGGGCUCCAGCCCCUGAUUACUGGGAGCUCUUUGGCUGCCACCAGUGCUCCCAGUAAACACAAGCACCAAGUCCCCUGGCCAAGCUUCAGUUUCCACAUUUGCUUAAGAGCCAGGAGGAGCCAGGCCAGGCACAUCGGUCCCUGUGUCACAAGGAGCAAAGACCCAGUGCGGGCACCUGCAGCCAGGGUCGGUGGCACAGUUCGGGGCAGGUGGGCACGUGGACGUCCACAUCGCACCCGUGGCUGGUGGCACGGCGUGGAGGGGGUGCCGGGGGCAGCGAGGGGGUCAGGCAGCACGGUGGCCAGGGCAGGCUGGUGCUUGAGCUUUGGUCCAUGGUGUUUGAAACCCCCUGUUUCUCCCCUGGCUGUGGUGCUGUCAGAUGCCUCGGUGGCAUUGCACAGGGACCAUCGGGCUGAGACCUCCUCGCUCUGCAGCCUUUUCCUUCCUUUUUUUGGACCUUGCUGAUAGGGAACUACCUCAAAGCCCA
Molecule: messenger RNA, 4142 nt
Organism: Chroicocephalus ridibundus (black-headed gull)
Lineage: Eukaryota; Metazoa; Chordata; Aves; Charadriiformes; Laridae
Gene: MID2
Product: midline 2
Exons: 10
Coding region: 432-2495 (687 amino acids)
Biological process (GO): protein localization to microtubule
Cellular component (GO): microtubule
Molecular function (GO): microtubule binding; zinc ion binding
Source: RefSeq, a predicted model, not a curated record